Opisthorchis viverrini is the source of this 1883-nucleotide messenger RNA. RefSeq lists its product as hypothetical. Gene Ontology annotation, cellular component: cytoplasm. Gene Ontology annotation, molecular function: translation initiation factor activity; RNA binding. The transcript has 6 exons. Lineage: Eukaryota; Metazoa; Platyhelminthes; Trematoda; Opisthorchiida; Opisthorchiidae. Gene Ontology annotation, biological process: translational initiation. The record is from RefSeq and is a predicted model, not a curated record. The coding region runs from base 33 to 1343 and encodes 436 amino acids.
GGAAUUUUGAAGUGUUCGACGCACUCUGAGUGAUGCCGAAAAAUAAAGGGAAAGGUGGAAAGAACCGUCGCCGCGGGAAAAAUGAGAACGAAAGCCAAAAGCGUGAACUGAUUUACAAGGAAGCUGGACAAGAAUACGCAAAAGUCGAACGACUACUUGGGAACGGACGCUUAGAAGCCUAUUGCUUCGACGGCGUGAAGCGGCUAUGUCACAUCCGCGGAAAGCUACGCAAAAAGCGUGAACUCCAACCAUGCGCUUCUACGCUGCUGCUUUUGCUUGCGCCUUUCAAGAACACGCAAAACGCACACACACGUGACUAUCAGAACCAGCUCCUUGAACGCCUGGCGGAAGGUCUGUUUGCGGUACAACCCAACCAGCCUCGUCCAAACAUUGCAUCUCUGAUCGGAGCGUGUCAUGCUGGAGAUCUGGUGACAGAUUCCUCCUGGUCUCAAACACAUCUCCACCUGACAUAUCACCCUUCGCCAGGUGAAACUGAGUUUCCGUGCAGAUCGCGAAGCUUGGUGGACUCGAAAGUUCGAAGAAAUGGAAGAUGUAAAGAUUGUUGGAAAUAUCUGAAAGCUGUUUCAAUUGGUCCGUUCGACUGUUCUUGGGAACCUCUUGUCAGCGAAAUAAUCAGAGACCAAAAGGGCUCCCCGAUAUGUAGCAAAGCGGAACGUUUGGACCGCUGGGCACGGUACUUUGAUCAGCGAUUCAGCUGGCCACCUGCGACCUCCCAUCCAGAAUCCUGGCCUUCAACAGAAAGGUGGGCGAUAGAUAUGGGGCCGCCUCCAACCUCAGAACUAUCCGAAUGUAUUUCUCUACCCAAGUGUCAUCGUGCAGCUGGUUCUGACGACCUUCCAUCUGCUCUUUUCAGGGAUGGCGGUGGGCCUUUCAGCCCAUCCCCAUCUAGCCUAGUUGGGUCUAUCUGGGUGAAGGCGACCGUUUCAGACAAUUGGGGGGAAUCGAUUAUAGUACCCAUUUCCAAAAAGGUGUGGAUCAGCAACGGUGAUAUUAUUCUCGUCGGUUUGAGGGACUACCAGGACAAAAAGGCUGAUGUGAUCAUGAAGUACUUAAACGACGAAGCUCGAACUUUGAAAUCACUGGGCGAAAUUCCAGACACCGUGAAGUUGGAGGAAAAUAACGACAUCGAAUUCGAUGCAAACGCAGCUUUGUUUGAAGAGGAUGGUGAAGAUGACGCAUCCGGGUCGGAUGAAGACGAGGAAGACGACUCAAACGAUGAGGAUGAAGAUAGUGACGACUCUGACGAUGUCGCAAAGAAUAUUCAUCGUUACCGGUCCGAUUACGGGACGGGCAAGGAUAUGCGCAACAAUCGUCGGAGAUGAGCUCUACCCGAAAUUUGUUCGUUCUCCCUUCGUACAGUUCCCUGUAUUCCUGCCGACUGAUCUGCAUCACCUAUUUGAGGUUAUUUCACGAUUUCUCUCCAUUGUUACCGUACCAGUCUGACUUAGAGUUUGACUUGUAUGCAUGCCCAUCUUUACUGGGUUGUAAAAAGCAGACGCUGCAUAUUUUCGUUAGGCCUUAUAUGCCCACUUACUUCGCGUUCUGGUUCUACGAGAUAAUGCAAUGCAGUCAUUGACUCGUUUAUCUGUUAACAGGGUUUUAUGUGCCAUCUACGGUUUGUUUCUGACGAACUAUGUCUCUGGGCUCACUCAUCCCGCUUCUGUUUGUUCACAAUUUUGUAAACAUGUCCGCAUGAACAACUCACUUUUCAUGAUUGACAGUCUGCGAGACUCGAUGGCUUUCUCUACAUACUUCACACAACAGCAUUAGUCACUAAAUUCCUUCACUGUGUCCAACUAUGUGACCAUAUAUGGCCGGCGGAUCAGUUUCACAAUAAAUGGGAUUAUUGUCAGCUCCAAGCC